Molecule: messenger RNA, 3282 nt
Organism: Scedosporium apiospermum
Lineage: Eukaryota; Fungi; Ascomycota; Sordariomycetes; Microascales; Microascaceae
Exons: 7
Coding region: 1-3282 (1093 amino acids)
Molecular function (GO): helicase activity
Source: RefSeq, a predicted model, not a curated record
AUGUGCAUCUUGAAGUUGAAGCUCAACGACGGUGAAAAGCCAUCUGUUGAAGGCUUCGGCUUCACGUUCAUUGGCAAUCACGAGAACAAAUCUGGUACCGCUCGCGCUCAACAACUGGCCGUGUUCUGCGAAGGACCGGCCGUGUUCAUUCAGAUCCGUGUCCCUUCCUCUCCCGCCCCGCUCAAAACACCAAGCGGAGUCCUAACUAGGACCUGCACCAUUCAUUUAGCCGAUAUGCCGCCCAGCAUGACUAGGCAAAAGGCCAAGUCGCAAGAAUGCGCCCUACUCUACGACACCGACUCGGGAUUACGUCUCAUAGGGGGCCAGAAGAUUGGAUAUCCCGCCAACCAUCGGACGCAGUUCUAUCAUGUGCACCAGGCGAACAGGCGGCAUGGAGUCGGCAUCCGAAUCCUGUUCCCCAGGUCACCGGACAGCGCUGCUACGUUUGCUAGGGUGGAUGGCAGCCCCUGCGCGGCUCUCAGCAUUGAGAUUAGAUUGCCCAUUGGUACCUGGACCUCUACUGCCGAUGUGGCGUCUGACGAGCUACUCGCUGCACUCCCACCCCGCUCAACCACCAAGCCUGCAGAGAUGUGUGUGUUGAAGUUCAAGCUCCACGAUGGCGAGCAAGCUGCUGUCGAUGGCCUCGGCAUUCCUUUCAUUGGCAAUGACGAGGAUGAUGGAAUUGUCAACCAUGGCCAUCUAAUGGGAGGCGUCAUGUCACUACGGGACAUAUGUGCGCAGACAGAGUUCACGCUUCUGUUCCCUGGGCUUUUCCUUCUCCCGAAAGGUCGUACCAGUUUCUCGAAAGACUUCCCCAAUCCCAUCCAAGAUGUCUUCCCCUACAGCGCAGGUAACUGGUGUAUGCCCCGGUAUCGACAAGAGGUGCCCAAGUUUACCAGAGACCACCCUUACGCUGCGACAUACAAGUUUGACAAACAUCGUGAUUGCAUGAUAAGCGUAUCCCAGGGCGCGGUUCAAGAGGUGUUCUACUUGUCUGAAGACGUUAGGGAGAUCAGGGAGAAGGAGGUCCGAUGCAUGUUCCUUCGCACGGGUAAUACGCCGGACAGUACGGCUCCAGAGUUUAACGUACUUGUGUGGCACAAUAUCCAUGACAACCACCAGCUCGCUCCCUCCCUUCUACGGCUUCUGUCUCAUGACUCCCCUCUGGCUCUUGCCUUCGCGCCCCCACCGCCUAACAUGAUUGACGAUGAUGAGGAGCAAGGACCUCUGGACACAAUGUUCUGGGAAGCUAGAAAAUUGCCCCUUGAGGACUGGAAGUUUACCCGCUGCGAUCUGGCGCUGAGGAUACGUCGGCCCCGAAGGAAAGACACCAACUUUGCGGCAACGAACAUCACCAUCCCGGCGUACGACACCUUUUCGGAAGCGAAAAGAUUCGAACAUCGUGUGGAUGGCAAAUACUACCUCAAAUUCGAUGCCGGCUUGCAUAUCGCUCGCCGUCGGGUCGAAGGAGUGUACAAAGCCCUGGAGCAGGACGAGAUGUUCGAGAACUACAUCCCGCAUCUCCUCAAACGGGACUUCCAGUCCGGCUCUGACACUGCCUCGCGGCCACUAACCCUCCCCCACGUCGACUUCAUCAACCAUCUCGACGAAAAGACCCGCACUGCCAUAUCCACGAGGAUAAGCGACGAAGCUCGCGAGCGGUUUGCAAGAUACCUCGAGGUCACCCGCUUGGGCAUCAUUGCCAUCAUCGGGUUCGCUGGAUCAGGCAAGACUGAGAUGCUUGCUCUUACGGCGUGCUUGUUCAUGGCGCAUCCUGACAUUGGCAAGAUCCAUUGCAGCGCCCCGACGCACGUGGCAACAACCAACUUCGCCGAGCGCCUUCACCAACUUGGAAUGGCCAUUGCUAGCGAGACUGGUUGCUCCCCUCCUCUUGUGGUUCGGGGAUAUGCCGUUCAAACAGAGGUUUCGGCCUUCGUUAAGAUAGCCUCGGGCAAGUCUUGUGGAGCUGGUGAGGACAUCGUAGACCCCUACCGUACUGGGAGGUGGUCUCUGAAGCUGUCGCCCUGCGAGUGGUUGCUCAAGGUCAUGGGUGCCCGUGAUUUCCAGCUUACGGCUGAUGAUCCCAAGUGCCUACAUGACCUUCGAGAGCAGGUCGUCGCCGACGCACUAUACGAAGGCCUUCGGAAGUUUGCAGCGGGUGAAAUCUCCUACGACGAGUUCCAGUCUUCUACGCCAGCGGCAUCCCAGCUCAUCCUAGACCUGGUGAAGACCAUCAUCAUGAUGGCCGACGCGGUGUGCACCACGCCCUUCUGUUCCAGCCAGGAUCCCUACUCAAAGUUCAACUCGAACGUGGCUAAGGGUAUUAUCCUCGAUGAAGCUGGCGCAAUGUGGCAAGCAGACGCUCUUCUGGUCUGGGGCCGUGGGUGUCGCCCCUGCGCCAUGGCUGGAGAUCCACGCCAGCUCCCUCCAGUGGUGAUGUCUCACAACGAAUUCCGCAAGGGAAAAUGCGAAAAUGCAUUUUCGGACCUGGCAAGGGUGUCCCAACUGGAGCAGGUGAGGCGAAGCGGCUGGCCGUGCUUCGUACUCAACGUCCAGUUCCGGAUUGUUGAGGGCUGUUUCGACCUGGCCCGGGAUGUGAUCUACCCCGAUGUCGAGGGGUUUGCCUACGCCAGCCAAGUUGCCGUGAGGGCCAAUCCUCUCUUUAUGGGGGUCGAAACGUGGGUGCGAAGCACCUUCAAGGCGCCGGCUUGCCCACCGAACAAGAUUCUGCCCUUGUUCUUCGACUGCGCCGAGUCGAGAUGCCGACAAGAUGACGACACUCGCUCUCGGUACAAUUUGGGCCAGAACAGGGUCGCUGUCGCCCUCGUCGAGGCCUUGCUGACGGCUAACCUGGGUCUGACCAGCUCCGACGUGGUCGUGGUUACGCCCUACAGGGCGAACCUGCACCAGCUCCAGAAGAAACUCAACGCCCACGACAACGCCGCCUGCAGGGACGUGGCGGUGAACACGGCCGACUCCUUACAGGGUAGAGAGGCCAUGGUGGUCAUCUUCGUGUUGUGCGUGACGGCGGAGACGGGUCCGUGCUUCGUGGCUGACCAGCACCGGAUCUGCGUCGGGGCUACUCGGCAAAUUGGCGCCUUGUUCGUCGUCGGAGACCUCCGGACACUCCCAGGCCGAGCAUACAAAGACCCGAAGAAGGAGAUCUUCUGUCGUUUCCUGGAGUACUUCCGCCGGACGAAGCGGGUGGUCGAACUUGACUCUUCUGGAAACUUCGUCGGCUCGGGGCUGCGUCUCGGGAGGUCGGGGAUUGAAUCGGGCUGA